Messenger RNA from Callorhinus ursinus (northern fur seal), 1006 nucleotides. Lineage: Eukaryota; Metazoa; Chordata; Mammalia; Carnivora; Otariidae. The record is from RefSeq and is a predicted model, not a curated record.
AUGCCUGCAUGCACCGGGGGGACUGGGGGCCCUGCCAAGAGAAAGCAGCUUUACCUGGAGGAGGAGGAGCUCUUUCUAGAGAGCCCCUGGGGCACAGAACCUGCCCUAGAGCUGGGAGGGGAGAGGGAAGGGAUCUUCGUUCCUGGCAGUGGGCUGGGGUCCGAAGUGAGACAGGGGAAGCAAGUGACCUCCUGUACCACUACCCAGUCACCACGUCACCUGGCCUGGAUCAGCAGGAAGAAAACAAGAGGCAAUGAGAGCCUCCAGAGGUCCUAUGGAAGGGAAGGGAAGAAAGCGGUGCUGGGAAGUGACUCCCAGCUCUGCAGGGCAGCAUUCCUGGCCACCAUCCUGCUGCUGCUGCUGCGGGUCAAGGGAGUGAAGCCUCAGAAAGGCAGCCUGGACCCCAACGAGAGGAGUCAGAAUGAGAAGAUACCCUCUACAGACCAGGAUCAAGAGCACUUUGAAGAGCACUUUGUGGCCUCCUCAGUGGGUGAGAUGUGGCAGACUGUGGACAUGGCCCAGCAGGAAGAUGACAAGACAUCAAACACUGCAGCUCUUCGUGACCACCUAUUGGACCUAGCCUUCUGCUUCAAUAUGGCCAGCAUCAUGGUUUUUUUAUGAGGGACAUUGAGGCUGAAGUGGGGGCCUGGUUCCUGGAUGAGGACCUGGAUAUCUACCUCCGCUUCAUGAUAGCUUACUGACCCUCUCUCCUCACUGGGCUCCAGGUCACUGCUCCCACGGGAGGCAUAUGCAUGGCUUCCUGCCUCUGGCCAGUGGCUCUUCACCUCAGGAUGCAGCGUCCGAGAGACCCUGGUGCUGGCCUUCCAGCCACCCAGCGCCACAGCCUCACCGCCUCCCCACCCUCUGAGCUCCAUCUCCCAGGUCCUGAGACACCAGGCCCUUGCACUUCUCCCUCCCACACCUCUCCUGGCUCUGCUCGGGAGAGCACAUUGGGGCAAGGGGGCAGCAACAAUCAAAGUAAUAACAGUAAAAUCCUGAAAACACA